Messenger RNA from Oryza sativa Japonica Group (Japanese rice), 2227 nucleotides. The record is from RefSeq and is a predicted model, not a curated record. NCBI's taxonomy places the organism in Eukaryota, Viridiplantae, Streptophyta, Magnoliopsida, Poales, Poaceae.
CUGACACCUAGUCAAAUCAGUCACCACUUGCGCGGAGCUGAAGAGCCGGCUCGUUCCUCUCCUUCCCGUUCACAUUUCAAAACCUCAAAGCCCCCACAAACUUCGGAAUCGAGGUGAGCGGGAGUUCGGAGAGAUCAACCCGAGGGCCGCCGGCCGAUGGCGAUAGAUCAGCCCAUCAAAAAGAGAGGGAGACCACCAGGUUCCAAGAACACGAAGAACAAGAUGGAGCAGAAGAUGGAACUAGUCCAUCAAAGGCUCGCCUUACUUGACAGCAGCAGUGGCAGCGACAGGGAUGACGAUAUUGGGCCGAGGGCUAUAAUAAUUGAUUGUGAUGAAGAUGAUACGGAUGACGUGAUGGAGGUUGUUCCUUUGAAAAUGCUGAUGCCAAAGGAGGUGGAAAAUGAGCAAAGAACGGUUCCUGGCAUUCCUCAAACAUGCAAUACCCAGAACACUAGCAAUGGACGCACUAACACCACUGAAGUGCCAGUUAAGGGCCAAAAUAAAUGUGCAAGGUAUUCCAGCUCUCCUUGUUCUUCUUAUGAAAAAAACUACUUAUGUAGCUCACAAGCUUGUUCAAUCACACGCAGUUAUCUUCCAAAAAAAUCUAGUGUUCAGGCGUUCUGUGGAUCUGCUAUGAAGAGAGCUCAAGAGAUUCAAACGAAGUUACCAGCAGAGCAUCCUAGCUUUGUUAAACAUAUGUUACAUUCACAUGUUGUCAGCGGAUUUUGGCUGGGUCUACCAGCUGGCUUCUGCAACAAGUAUCUCCCAAAGCAUGACACUGACAUUGUGCUCGAAGAUGAGAAUGGGAACAACCAUAACACAAAUUACCUGGGUGGUAAGCAGGGACUCAGUGCUGGAUGGAGAGGUUUUGCGAUUAACCAUGAUAUCAAGGUUGGCGAUGUUGUGGUCUUUGAGCUUGUGAGCACAACAAAAUUCAAGGUGCAUAUAAUUAGAGAUAAAAACAUCAGCCCAACUGACAGAGCACCCGGUCUCAAGAGUUUUUACGCCUGCAAGAAACGGAAGAUAUCUAAAGAAGCUACUGAUAAUGCCACCAAGCCUAAGGAGGAUCCAGAGACUACUAGAGUCAGUAGCAAAGUGGCUCAUGAUGAUACCCAGAAUCUAGUUCAUGAAGCAAUAGACGGCAUCAGGUUUUCAGACUCAGAGAUGAGCUUUGACGACGUGAUGAGCUACAGUAACUUCAACAUCGUCGUGGACGGCUUGGUCAUUGACUGCAAGUUCCCCGAUCACCAGCGCAGGACGUACUAUGAGCUGUGCUGCGCCCAGAAGUCGUUCCUCCACAGGCAUCUGCUGAGGCAGCUGAGCCUCACGCUCGUCGUGGGGGUGAUCAUGGAGACGAUCAACAUCGCUGAGGGCAUCAGGGCCUGCGGGGCGGGUACCUCCUCGCAAGAGGACUUCCUGAUCUGGAAGAAGACGCUGCAGUCAUUCGACCUGCUGGGAAUGAAUGUUGCGUUCUUGCUCAAGCGCGUUGACGAUAUUCUCGGCCUCCCCGAGCAACCGAGGGAUCCAUCGGAGUGUAGCAAGUACAAUGAGCUGAAGCUUGAGCGGUCUCGUGCUGGGGAGAAGGUGAAGGCUCUGGAGUCCAUGAUGUUGACAGUGAAGGAUGUGCUGAAGAAGAUCGAUGCCGAGAUGGAGGAGAUGGAGUCGAGCGUGAGGAACCAUGACAUUGCGCUGCGGAAGAUCGCCACUGCGCCAUGGUGAUCCUGCUUGACAUCUGGGGUACUUGUCUGAAACAUUUUGGGUUCGUCAUUCAGGGUUUCAGAUGAUGAUGAUGAUGAUGAUGCACUGGGAAACCUUCGUGGUGAGUGACUGAGUGGUGAAUCCUGCUAAACUCAAGGACUGACCACAUUUUUGUGUACAUUUCUUCAGUUACUACCACGCAGCUCAGUGCCUAUCUAGAACUGUUCAGCAGCAAACCUGUCUAGGAAUCAGGAUGCUGUUUUUACACGGUAAAUCGUAUAACAGAAGUUGUAAAUUUUGGGGGGCGAAUGCGCUGUAAGCAGUGCAGGAAAUGCGAGGAAGAAAUGCAGAACACUACUUAAUUAUUUCAGACUCCGUCAUUCAGUGCACCCUGUUCUUGGUGCCUGUUUGGUUGGUCGGUAAAGGAGGCGUGAUCUGAAUACCGGAUGCCACCUUCAGUAAUUUUCAGAUUGUUCUAAUUUACAUAUAACAAAUUUGUCAUUUCUUUUAGCAAGCUUGCAUUUCCAUA